Molecule: messenger RNA, 1290 nt
Organism: Limanda limanda (common dab)
Lineage: Eukaryota; Metazoa; Chordata; Actinopteri; Pleuronectiformes; Pleuronectidae
Gene: tm4sf4
Product: transmembrane 4 L six family member 4
Exons: 5
Coding region: 195-809 (204 amino acids)
Cellular component (GO): membrane
Source: RefSeq, a predicted model, not a curated record
GCUAGGAAGAGGACAGAGAAUUCUUGAAGGAGGUUAACGAAGGAAUUAUCAGGAGGCUGCAAUUGGAGAUAAUACAUCAGGCCAGAAAGUCAAGCAGAUUUCACACUUAAAUUCAGUUUAAGAGUCCAGACGUCACUUUUUUAAACCCCCCGGAGUGUUUUUCUGUCUGAGGCGUCUCGAGCAUCAGUGUCAGAAUGUGUUCGGGCAGUUUUGCCAAGUGUUUGGGGAUCUCCCUGAUUCCUCUGGCCAUCGUGUGCGUGCUGUGCAACAUCCUGCUCUUCUUCCCCAGCGGGGAGUCGGUGGACAGAGACAACAUCACAGAUGAGGUCUGGUACUUCGGAGGCCUUCUGGGGUCCGGAGUGUUGAUGAUCUUCCCAGCUCUGGUCUUCCUGGGUCUGAAGAACAAUGACUGCUGCGGUUGCUGUGGCAAUGAGAGCUGUGGACGGAGAUUCGCGAUGCUGAGCUCCAUGCUGUUUGCAGCUGUGGGGGUUCUGGGGGCCGGUUACUCAGUUAUCGUUUCUUCCGUGGCCCUCAGCCAUGGACCUAAGUGUUUGACCGUCGCCAACGCCACGAGUAACACGACACAUUGGGCGUAUCCCUUCUCCAAUGGAGACUACCUGUCCAAAACAGACCUCUGGUCGCUGUGUUUGCAGCCGGAGGGCGUGGUGUCCUGGCAUCUGUCCCUGUUCUCCGUGCUGCUGGUCAUGGGUCUGAUCCAGGCGGUGCUGUGUGCCGUGCAGGUACUGAACGGCCUGCUGGGAGCUCUGUGUGGGGGCUGCUGCUGCGGAGAGAGUGACGGAUCCAACUGAGCGCCGCCUGAAGCUGUGAGAGUCGGCAGGUCUUCUAGUCUCUGUAGUUUCUUGCUUUGUCGACGAUACACUGCAGCAACUUGAGCUAAUUGAUCACCUUUCCUGUAACACUGGUGAAAUGACAGAGCUCAAAUUUCCUCCUUACUUCCGACUUCAUCUUCUCAGUCGAAAUGUUUCUCUGUUUUCCUACGCUCGGCAUCUAAGUGACAUCCUGUUGUAUAUGUUUGUAUCUGUUGUCGCCUCUUCAGUGAUGUUGUGCGUUGCAACGCUGACAUCCCAUCAACCAGUUAACAAAGACACUAUUUUUAUAUACACGUGAAAAGUAAAUGAGACAUGAUCAGACCGUGCAGCUGCUGCAAAUCUACUGUUUUUACUAUCUAGACCAAAUUGAAAGGAUAAAUAACCUGCUAGAUAACAAUUGUGUUUUUAUUUUCACGAAUUCAUGCUUGUGUAUGUGUGUGAAUAAAAAAUAAAUACAUUU